Molecule: messenger RNA, 3489 nt
Organism: Vespa mandarinia (Asian giant hornet)
Lineage: Eukaryota; Metazoa; Arthropoda; Insecta; Hymenoptera; Vespidae
Biological process (GO): autophagosome-lysosome fusion
Source: RefSeq, a predicted model, not a curated record
GUAGUCGUGUUCGAGUAUUUUGUCAUUAUCGUAAUAUUUUAUAUUACUUAAUGCUCUGUCGUUUCAGACUGUUUAAUUUAGAUAUUAUCGUGAAAUAAUUUCAUCGUAGGAAUGUGGAAAUGCAUGAAUUAAGAUGAAUAAGUCGCUAAUUAUAUUUUUAUCGUCAGAGAGGCUUCAACUUCGGUUCGAUCGUCAAUCAAUAAAAUCGAUAAUAAGUUCAUUUCAAGGAUAUUGGAAUAACGUAUUGUGUUCGUAAGUCGAUUCGCCGUAUGCAACGGAUUAGAAACAAGACGUUUCUAUUAUAUUAAUAGACAUUUUAUAGAGGAGAAAAUAUUCCAAUUAAUUACACGAACAACUACCAGAUAGAAGUUCAAUUAAAAAAAAGUAUGAUAGUGAUAACUUCGUUAAUGUUCGAAUAGUUAAUCUUGAAUAGUAAAAAAUGUUCUAAAUGAAAAAUUUAUUAAGGAAUGAAUAGAGAUCAUUCAGGAUUUAUUAGUUGGCCUGCACGUUCUCCAAAUUGAUUUUCAUUGGAUUUUUAUUUGUGGGAUUACUUGAAAAAAAAUUUUAAAGCGUGCAUUCAAACUAAAGUUUUCUGAGUUCUGUGAGUACGUUUUCUAUAACCAUGAUAAGCUGCUUCAUAUUAUCGGGGUACAUAAGUAUAAAUCGAGAAUUAUAACUCGAAUAUGAAAUUAAAUUGAAAACAUAUCAUUUGUGCGAAUCUUUUUUUUUUUUUUAUCUUUUUGUAUCUCCUGUCUACCAAUGAACUAAUUCUGAUAUGUUAUGUAACAUUAUUUACAUAAUUCAUAACGGUCAAUUUUCGAAGAUGUUCGUCAGACUGUUUGCAAAUAUGGCGGAUUUCGUGAAUCGCAAUAAAAACGUUCGACGUUUGACGCUAUUGUAAGUGCAACGAUAGAAACGCGUUCGCAAAAUUUAAUCUAUCUACAGUUCUUAUAUAUACAAGUGUUGGAAAAUGUUAAAACCUUUUUGUGUAAUACAUCGAUGUGGUAAAUCGAUCGAGUAAAGACUCGAGAAGAUAGUAACGUCGCCAUCGUUGAAGUAAAAAGUGACCGGAAGAGGAAAUUUCUACCGCAAUUAUUACCACCGUGAAAUAUUCUACAGUGUGAACGUUCGAGAUAAAAAGAAAAGGAAGAAUAAAUAAGGAUUGCGCUAACUCUCGUCUGAGACAAUUUACAAGGAUCCAAUGAGAGAUGGAGCCAUCGCCGUAAGAAUUCAAAGUCAGAAUAAAUAUGUUCUUCUGGAUGACCGAAUAACCAUUGGAUAAACACAACGAAGAUGAAGCGGCCAUUGGUGCUGACUUGCUUUCUGCUGCUCCACUCCAGUAUCCUGGGUGCACCACGAACAGGCUGCAAAUUUCCAGAGGAGUGGAACGGACGGUGGUUUCAAUCGGGCAAUCCGGGCCUCGUAACCGUCAACGGAUCUAUCAUAUCCAACAAGGGUCAUUGCAUCGAGGUCAAAGACGACGACAAGUUCCUCUUAUACGACACGAAAGAGGGUUGCUAUAGGUGUAUGGUCAUGCACGAGAAACAUCCAAACGUAUUGCAGUACAAAGAAACUUAUUGCACGAUCGAAUCGCCGGAACCAAGUCUCGAGAUUAUUUGCAGUUACCUAACAAGCGAUGCCAUUUUGAUCUCCCUAUUUCGAACGGGAGCAGCACCCUUACCCUGUCCUAUAAAGGGACCUUUGGAGUUCACUUACAGUCAGGGAGACGGCGAAUGUAAUUGGCCACUCUCCCGUGCCGAAGUUUGCACGCAAGAGUCCCGUUUACUUUUGCGUUAUCAGGCUUGCGCCAAUGUCCGUUCCUCCGAAAGCGUAGACGUCCAAUUAGAAUGUUUGGCGACCUGGAGAGAGGGCAGUACGAAUUAUAUGGUAGCACGUUUGUACGGUGAUCGUAAGACGAACGACGAGGAAAGCUACAGGUGUUUUAUAUACACCAGAGGCUCGAACAACACGUGGCACAUGGCACAAAGCGGAGACGCCACUUGUACCGGCCUUCUUAGUAUCACGGAGGCUGCAAAGACGUUCAAAAUGAAACAGAAAUAUAUGACGGAACGAUGCGCUUACCCUUCAUGGGUUGUGGCACCGAAGUCAUGGGUGGCGUUGGAUCGAAUGGCUUCACGUCUCUUAGCCUCGACAUACAACCUGACGAUUCUCGAUCGAAACGAGACUCGAUUAGCCUGUCAUGCGACGGUACCAAUCGAGGAUCAUCAUCAUCAUUACUCAUCGGCGACGCAUACUUACGAUCAAAUGAUGUUUGUCGCCAAAGCUACACGUGACUGCAAAAACGGUUACGUUUGCAUCAUGUUUCAUAAAAGGGACGAACACGUGAUAGAGAUGCAACUAUCAAAAUGGAGCCAGCAGCCGGACGACGUGUGCAACUCGAGUACAUUCAACUCCCAUUCGACACCGUUCACGACGUUCAUUACAUCGGAUCCAAUGACAAGACAAUGCCCGUAUCUUGGUCAUUACGAAAUCGUUUCCGUGAUGUUCUGGCAUAGCGCCGACAAUGUCGAGGAUACUGUAGGAGUGGACGGUGAGGUAAGCAUAGCCAACGUCGUCGAAGUAAAGGACGUUAGAGUGACGUCGACGCCGUUCCCAAGGCGAUGCCAUCACGAGAGAGUUCGUUGGUUGGAUAUAGGAUGCAGGACGCCCGAUCGAAUGGAGUUUGCGACCUCCUGCAGCGACGAAGCACUAUCCGAGUAUUUGUGUCAUGGAACCUGGAUCGAGAACGACACGGCUUACUUGGUGGCGAGUACCGACGUCGGCCGUUAUUGCCUCGUUUACAGUGCAUCCGCCGCUACGACCGGAGAUAGAGAACUUUCUGUGACGGGUCAUCUUGCAUCAUGUCCGAGAGCCUCGCAUCGGCAUCCUGUCUCUUGGCAGGUUAACCUCACUUCCUACGUUCAAUGCGGCGACAUCUCGUCUGCGUCGUCGUGGAGGUCACACGUGUCCUCCACUGUGCUCCUCAUCGUUCUCAGCGGCAUCCUCUUUGGCAGAUACAUCGCGAGGAGUUAAGCGAUAUUCGCACUUCGUGCAUCGUAAGAUAAGAGAAAGGAAAAAAAAGGAAGAGGAGAAGGAGGAGGAGAAUGAGGAAAAAAAAAUGAAAAGCAUAAGAAAAUGAUAAACAGUGCUGAUUAAGAAAAGAAGAGUGACCGCGUGAAAAGUAUCUGGAUAGAAGAAGUUGUGUAUAAAUUAUUUAUUUAUUUAUUUAUUUAUAUUCAACGAUAAACUUACUAUUGCUAUUAUCAUUAAUAUUACUAAUCUUAUCACUAAUAAUAUUAUUGCUAUUACUUACGAUAUAUUUAACAUCGCUACGAAUGUGGCAGACCGCGGAACGACGAUGCAACUAAGCUAGCUAGCUUAGCUUUAACUUAGCUAAUCUUUGCUGGAAGAUUAAUCGAAUAAAACGAUACGUUUGCACAACGAGUAAAAGAAAAAACUAUGUAUCCCCUUUCUUCUCUUUCUUGUUUA